AUGCGCUACAUCCACUCCGAGGAGACUUUGACAAUCCCCGACGAUGUGUCGGUGAGCAUCCGCUCGAGGAUUGUGACUGUUGAGGGACCACGAGGCAAAUUGGUCAAGGAUCUCUCUCACUUGUCGGUCUCGUUCUCUCGCCCUAAGAAGAACAUCCUCGCCAUCGAAAUUCACCAUGGAGAACGCAAGGCUGUCGCUACCCUCCGCACCGUUAGAACGAUCAUUAACAACUUGAUCAUUGGUGUUACCCGCGGCUUCAAAUACAAGAUGCGUUAUGUCUACGCCCAUUUUCCCAUCAAUGUCAACAUUGAGAAUAGCAAGGAGACUGGCUCCACCCUUGUCGAGAUCCGAAACUUCCUUGGCGAGCAAAUCGUCCGCCGCAUUGUAUGCCAACCCGGUGUCGAUGUUAUCGUUUCCCAGAACGUCAAGGAUGAAAUCCAACUGUCCGGAAACUCCAUCGAAGCCGUGUCGCAAAGCUGCGCCGAUAUCAACCAGAUCUGCCGUGUGAGGAACAAGGAUAUUCGAAAAUUCUUGGACGGUAUAUACGUGUCGGAGAAGGGCAACAUCGUCGAGGAGUAA
Molecule: messenger RNA, 579 nt
Organism: Uncinocarpus reesii 1704
Lineage: Eukaryota; Fungi; Ascomycota; Eurotiomycetes; Onygenales; Onygenaceae
Product: 60S ribosomal protein L9-A
Exons: 5
Coding region: 1-579 (192 amino acids)
Biological process (GO): cytoplasmic translation
Cellular component (GO): ribosome; cytosolic large ribosomal subunit
Molecular function (GO): rRNA binding; structural constituent of ribosome
Source: RefSeq, a predicted model, not a curated record